Molecule: messenger RNA, 2985 nt
Organism: Chelonus insularis
Lineage: Eukaryota; Metazoa; Arthropoda; Insecta; Hymenoptera; Braconidae
Product: shootin-1
Exons: 8
Coding region: 885-2780 (631 amino acids)
Biological process (GO): neuron projection morphogenesis; positive regulation of neuron migration
Cellular component (GO): cytoplasm; axonal growth cone; cell leading edge
Source: RefSeq, a predicted model, not a curated record
AUUUUCUAGAGUAAAAAACAAGUGAUGAUGUUUGUAGUGGCUAUAAAAAUUGAUACAAAAGUAAUAAACGCAACUGGUUAGGAAGCUCUUAAAGUUCAAUAUUGAACAGAUUGUAAUUAUUCAUAAAAUAUACAGUCAAUACAUACACUUAAAUUUGAAUUGGAUUUUUUUUAAAUAUAAACAUUUUAUUCAUAUACAAGAAGCCGUGCCCAAGUUUCACCCUAAGCUUGUUAAUAUUAAUAAAAAUAGAAUGAUUGUUCACAAGCCUUUAAAGUUUAUAAUAAUUUAUUCAUGGAUUUGAUUAAAUUUGUUUCUUCGAAUUGGAUCAUAAGUAAUAUUAAAGUCAUCAAUGAGUAGGUAGACUUCAAGUUAAUAGUAAAUUAUUCAUUCAUCGUUUGAUAUCAGCAUAUUUCUUUCAGAAGAUGCAAAGGAAUUUCAUUCAUCUUUAGAAAGCCAAGCCCAAGUUGGAUCCAGACUUCUAAGGAUCGAUAAAAAUUAGAGUAAUUGUUAACAAGUCUUUGGAACUGGUAGAAGAUUAUUCACGGUUCCUAUCAAAGCAGGUCUUUAGAGCUUCUGGGUCUGGAAUGUGAUUUUAACUUCUUAAACCUAACAAAUGGACCCCACGCAUGCUGGACCAGCCAAGCCCGUAGCACGUGGGAGAAGCACAGGCCAUACCACGACAAAUCGCAGUCUCGCUUAGCGUCUAGGAGGUUUUAUACACCAGUACAGUCACGCCGGCGCCGCUACUUCGAUAUUACAUAUAUCCCUGCACAACACUGUUUCCUUCAUAAGUUUUUCUUCUUUCGCUACGUCAAGUACUUCUAUCUCACACUGCACUUUGUGAAAGUUUCUUAGAACAUUUUGCUACUCAUGACAAAACGAUCAUGCAUAGGAGUGAGUUGACCUGCAACAUCUCGUCUCCAGAGAUAGGACGAGUGAAGACACCGACUAUGACUAAUCAUUCCCACAUUCCAGUACCUAAAUCUUUCAUCACUCCUAACAAAUCAACUCUACACUCGCUGACAAAGCGUGGAAACCUUUCUACCUCAAUUGAUAAAAAUUCACCAAGUCCUACUUUGCAAGGUAGAAUAACAUCUGUGGCUGCUCAUAAAGCGUCUUUUGAAAAACUUGAUGCAGCAGCAGCUGCUACCAAUCUUCAAAAACGAACUUUUAAUGAUAAUUCGAUCGUUUCCAAUUUCCAAAGUAAAUUUCAAGAUAAUGGACGACAAUCACCAGUUAGAAAAACAUUUAGCCCAAGUAAUAGUUUCAAGUUGAAUGGUACUAAUAAUAAUACUGUAACAAGUCUGGAUGUUAAUUGGAAGCUUAAGUAUGAGGAUUCUGAAAAAAAGAGAAAAAUUCUUCUGCAAAAAUCGGAAAUCGUGCACAAAGAACACACAGAUCUUGAAAAAAGACACCAACAAUUGGUCCGAGAAAAUAGCACACUACAAUCACAAGUACGUGAUAAAGAUGAGCAAUUACAAAAAUUACGAACAGUGUCAGAAGCAGUUUGCAAAGAGUAUGAACAACUUAAACGUCAAUAUGACGUUGAGACGGGGGCGAUGCACAAGGCGAUGCAACAAGCAUCUCAAUGGUAUAAGCAAAAUCGACAGCUGAAGAGGAGAUCACAAGUACUUGCUCAAAAGAUCCUUGAAUCACGCCCUGAUGCCAUGGCCGAUGAUUCAUAUCUUUCAGAUGAGGUUGAUGCUAAUGAAGCUGACGAUGCUGAAGAAUUGCGUCAAACCAUCUCUGAAUUAAGUGCUGAAGUGGCACGACUUCAAACUGAAUUAAAUUCUGCUAGGCUUCAAGAGUUUGAAGCUCAAGAGCAAGCAGCAUUAACCAAUGCCAGGUUAGAAGAUGAGAAAGAAAUGAGAGAAAAGGGUGAAGAAAUAAUCAAACAACUGACAAUUCAUAAGGAAAAUAUGGAACGAGUUUCUCGUAUGGUAGCUGAUGAAGUUCAAGCACUAAAAGUUCAGUGUGAUCGAGAACGAGAAAAUGCUAAAAUAAUGAAGAUGGAAGCUGAUAGAAUGCAAAAAGAACGUAAUGUUCUGGCUCAUCAAAGUGCUCUGCUAAUGGCAGAAGUGAGUGAUGAUCCGAAUGGAAGGCUACUAACCGUUCUCCAAGAAGUUGAAUCUCUUAAGUUACUCCUCGAAGAAGAAAAGCAGGAACACUUGGAGCAAAUUCAACUACUUCAAGAUAAGCUUGAAGAGAAAGAAUCGAAUGUAGAGUUUGAAAUUGUAGAGGAGAAGUUAAAAUUAGCUGAAGUUGAAUUAAACAUGAUGCAGGAACGAGCCGAACGAGCUGAAAAAGAAGUCCAACGGUUGGAAGAGAUUGUCAGAAAGUUGGAAGAAAAAAUCUGUGAAAUAGAGAAAAAAAGUACACCACCGCCUCCACCACUUCCACCACCACCUCCACCGCUCCCACAGUCAUCGAGUAUUUCAGCUUCUUCAGUUAAACUACUUACCAGAGAACGACAACAACAUGACCAGAAUAGAAAUUCCGCUAUUGUUGAUAUGGAAAAUAUGCUUGGAAUUUCUAAGAAACCACCAGCAGUUCCUCAACAACCUGCAAUUGAUGAUAUUAUAAACCAAAUAAAAGGAGGAAGGUUUACACUCAAACAAACAGAUAAGCAGAGAGAAGAGGAACGUCGAAGAAAGCGAGAAAUGGAAAGCGCUCCAGCUGCAGUUUCAGAGAUGUUAAACAUACUUGGAACAAUGAGAAGACGUGCUAAACCCGUCAGACAAUCUCUUAAUUUUCCAGACAUGUCUACUCAGCUCAAUUAAAAUGCACAAUGCAUUCAACAUCCAAUUUGCAACGUAGAUAAAAAAAUAGGUGAUUUCCAGCUCACGCACCUAUCAAUCUUUAUAUAUAUGUACAUUAAAAAAAUCAUGUUUUCAUUAUCUUAUUAUAUAAGCGUCGAUGGAGAAGCAUACAAGCCAUGUAAAUGUUCGAAUUAAUUUGCAAUAAAUUUUUUAAUUUUAUCAAUCA